This is a messenger RNA of Prunus armeniaca (apricot), 207 nucleotides long. Lineage: Eukaryota; Viridiplantae; Streptophyta; Magnoliopsida; Rosales; Rosaceae. The record is from the annotation of a GenBank genome assembly.
AUGAGUCAAGGCGAUCACGUGUGGAGCACGGACAUGUUGGAAGUCAGCGGCAGACGGGUAGGGGAGGUUGGCGACGGUCCGCUCAUUCCUCUCACCUACUGUGAUGAAAAUGACAUCCACAAGAAGCUCGUCUCUGCCGGACACGACAAGGUUCAUCAAGCUUUGAACAUCCUGCCAAGUUCGUGGAAUGGCGCUGGUGUUGAGUGA